Messenger RNA from Aureococcus anophagefferens, 699 nucleotides. RefSeq lists its product as hypothetical. The annotation marks the transcript as partial. The record is from RefSeq and is a predicted model, not a curated record. Gene Ontology annotation, molecular function: protein phosphatase regulator activity. Lineage: Eukaryota; Pelagophyceae; Pelagomonadales; Pelagomonadaceae. Gene Ontology annotation, cellular component: protein phosphatase type 2A complex; cytoplasm. The transcript has a single exon. Gene Ontology annotation, biological process: protein dephosphorylation.
GCCAAGCUCUUCGCCGACGAGCACGUCGACGUGCUCCUGGCGACGCUGCGCGAGCUCGCCGUGGCCGUGCCGCUGCUCGAGGGCGACAGCGCCGCGCGCGUCGCGGCGCUCGUCGAGUCGACGGCGCACGACAACUGGCGGGUCCGCGCGGCGCUCAACGGCGCGCUGCCCGCGGUGGCCCUGGCCCGGGGCAAGGACGCCUUCGAGGCCCAGCUCCUCGAGGGCUUCGUGCGAUCCUUCCAGGACCGCAUCUCCGAGGUGCGGACGUCGGCCGUCGCCGUGCUCGGCGAGCUCCGCGCGCUCAAGAAGCCCGACGGCGCCACGGGGUUGCCCACGGACGAGGCCUUGUUCGACGGCGACUGGCUCAUGGAGAAGAUCGGCAAGCGCCUCUCGGAGCUCUACCUCACCAUGUCCUACUACCUCUACCGCAUCACCAUCGUCGCGGCGUUCGAGCGCCUCGCGCACGAUGACGUCGCGGCCGAGCACAUGGAGACCAUCGUCCUCUUCCUCGUCGACGGCGCCCGCGACGACGUGCCCAACGUGCGCUUCACGGCCGUCAAGGCGCUCGAGACCGUGAGCCUCCACGCGAACGACCGCCUCGUCGCGAACUUCAUCAAGCCCGUGCUCAACGAGCUCCUGGCGAACGACACGGACGCGGACGUCCGGAACUACGUCAAGGGCGCCAUCGCCGCGCUCUAG